Messenger RNA from Sphenostylis stenocarpa, 2781 nucleotides. NCBI's taxonomy places the organism in Eukaryota, Viridiplantae, Streptophyta, Magnoliopsida, Fabales, Fabaceae. The record is from the annotation of a GenBank genome assembly.
AUGGUUUCUUCUCCUACUCUCCUAUCUCUUCUCUGUCUCUCUUCCCUUCUUCUUACUUGGUUUCUCUGUGUAGUUGCCGAAGAAGCAAACCUUUCCAACAAAAUUGGCCAGGGCUACCGUCUCAUAUCCAUUAAAAAUACCCCUGAUGGUACCCUUGUUGGGCUCCUCCAAGUUAAGCAGAAAAACAAUAUCUAUGGCCCUGACAUUGCCCUUUUACGAUUAUAUGUCAAGCACGAGUCUGAUAACCGUUUGAGGGUACACAUCACUGACGCAAAGAAACAAAGGUGGGAGGUUCCUUACGACCUCUUGCCAAGGGAGCAACCACCAGGAGUGAAACAAAACAUUGAGUGGUCGAGGAUGAAGAAGAAGAACCAAAUAUCAUUGUCAGAAAACAGUUACUCUGGCUCUGAGCUUGUCUUCAGCUACACUUCGGAUCCGUUUAGUUUUGCAGUAACAAGGAAGUCAAAUGGGGAUACCCUUUUUGACUCCAGUUCAAAUGAGUUGAACACAUUGGUCUUCAAGGACCAGUACUUGGAAAUUUCUACCAAAUUGCCCAAACACGCUUCUCUGUAUGGUUUUGGGGAGAACACACAGCCACACGGGAUCAAACUGUACCCAAGUGACCCUUACACUUUGUAUACCACUGAUGUCUCAGCUAUUAAUCUCAACACUGAUUUAUACGGGGCACACCCUGUGUACAUGGAUCUCAGAAAUGAAGGUGACAAGCCUUAUACACAUGGUGUUCUAUUGCUGAAUAGCAAUGGAAUGGACGUGUUCUAUAGAGGAACCUCACUGACGUACAAGGUCAUUGGGGGAGUGCUCGAUUUUUACUUCUUUGCUGGACCCACGCCUCUGAAUGUUGUGGAUCAGUACACUUCCUUAAUUGGCAGACCAGCUCCAAUGCCUUACUGGGCCUUUGGAUUCCACCAAUGCAGAUGGGGCUAUCAUAAUCUAUCUGUGGUAGAAGAUGUGGUCGAGAACUACAAGAAGGCUAAAAUCCCACUUGAUGUGAUCUGGAAUGAUGAUGAUCACAUGGAUGGCCACAAGGACUUCACACUCAAUCCAAUUAACUACCCUCAUUCCAAGCUUUUAGACUUCCUGGACAGAAUACAUAGCAUUGGCAUGAAAUACAUUGUAAUCAUUGAUCCAGGAAUCGCUGUUAACUCCAGCUAUGGUGUAUAUCAAAGGGGUAUGGCUAAUGAUGUUUUUAUUAAGUAUGAAGGUGAACCAUUCUUGGCUCAAGUUUGGCCAGGAGCUGUAUAUUUUCCUGAUUUUCUCAAUCCAAAAACAGUUUCAUGGUGGGUUGAUGAGAUCCGUCGCUUCCAUGAACUAGUCCCUGUUGAUGGCCUAUGGAUUGACAUGAAUGAAGCUUCAAAUUUCUGCUCAGGAAAGUGCACAAUUCCUAAGGGAAAAAUGUGCCCAAGUGGAACAGCACCUGGGUGGAUUUGUUGCUUAGAUUGUAAAAACAUCACAAGCACGAGGUGGGAUGAACCUCCCUACAAAAUUAACGCUUCAGGAUUACAGGCCCCUAUAGGCUUCAAAACUAUAGCCACUAGUGCAACUCACUAUAACGGGGUUUUAGAGUAUGAUGCUCAUAGCAUCUAUGGUUUCUCUCAAUCCAUUGCAACUCACAAGGCCCUUCAAGGGCUUCAAGGUAAAAGGCCUUUCAUAUUGUCCCGCUCCACUUAUGUGGGUUCAGGCAAAUAUGCUGCACAUUGGACUGGUGACAAUAAGGGCACGUGGGAGGACUUGAGGUACUCAAUAUCUACAAUGCUCAAUUUUGGAAUAUUUGGGGUACCAAUGGUUGGUUCAGACAUAUGUGGUUUUUAUCCAGCACCCACUGAAGAGCUUUGCAAUAGGUGGAUUGAAGUUGGUGCUUUCUACCCUUUCUCAAGGGACCAUGCAAACUUCGGGUCCCCUAGACAGGAGCUUUACCAAUGGGAAUCAGUAGCUGAGUCUGCUAGAAAUGCUUUAGGAAUGAGGUAUAAGCUCCUCCCUUAUCUAUACACCCUGAACUAUGAAGCACAUAUCAGUGGAGCACCAAUUGCAAGGCCUCUUUUCUUCUCAUUUCCAACUUACACUGAAUGUUACGAUCUCAGCAGUCAGUUCUUACUGGGGAGCAGUCUAAUGAUUUCUCCAGUGCUUGAGCAAGGAAAAACACAAGUUACAGCACUUUUCCCUCCUGGAACCUGGUACUCUUUGUUUGAUUUCACACAGACCAUUGUAUCAAAAGACGGGAACUAUGUUACCCUUGAUGCACCUUUGCAUGUGGUCAAUGUGCAUCUGUAUCAGAAUACAAUUCUUCCAAUGCAACAGGGUGGAGUGAUAUCUAAGGAUGCUAGAAUGACACCCUUCAGCCUCAUUGUAACCUUCCCGGCUGGUGCAGCUGAAGGAGAAGCCAAAGGGAAGCUAUUCCUUGAUGAUGAUGAGCUUCCAGAUAUGAAACUUGGAAGUGGCUAUUCAACCUACAUUGAUUUCCAUGCAACUGUCAAAGAAGGAAACGUUAAAGUUUGGUCAGAAGUUCAAGAGGGCAAGUUUGCUCUAGAUAAAGGUUGGGUUAUUGACACAAUAAAAGUGUUGGGAUUAAACAGAAAUGGAGCACUAGCUAAAAUUGAGGUUGAUGGAGAACCACUGAUGGACAUCUCAAAUGUGCAAGUUAGUACGACUCAACAUAACUACUUGUUUGGACAGGGAGAUGUAGGUGAGAUAUUGAUGGUAGGAUUGAAGGGAUUGAAUAUCCCUGUAGGUACAAAUUUUGCUGUGACCUGGAAUCAUCUUUAA